This is a messenger RNA of Aspergillus caelatus, 1050 nucleotides long. RefSeq lists its product as uncharacterized. The transcript is spliced from 6 exons. The record is from RefSeq and is a predicted model, not a curated record. The coding region runs from base 1 to 1050 and encodes 349 amino acids. NCBI's taxonomy places the organism in Eukaryota, Fungi, Ascomycota, Eurotiomycetes, Eurotiales, Aspergillaceae.
AUGUCGACCCAGAAGGGUAUCUUACCCCCUCCACCGGGGGUAGAGCCCAAUUUUAUCAACUCCCGGAACCAGCUUCAAGGCUGCAUCCCUUUCAUAACGUUUUACUUGACCUUUAACUCCAUGGCUCUGGUGAUGCGACUCUAUACACGACGAGUUAUCAUACGAGCUUCGCUUGCGAUCGAUGACUCUACCGUCGUGCCUUGGGAGUCGGACGUCACGUCUGGGAUAUCCCACGUAGCGCAGCUGCAGAGAUCACGAAACUUCAUUUCAUAUAUCCUCUGUCUAGCGUUUUCCAAACUCACCAUCCUCUGCUUCUACUACCGCCUCUUCUCCUCCCGGGCCAGCUUAAAAGUCCUAAUUAUCAUCGGCAUCGUUUUUGAAGCAAGUGGAACCCUUGCCUUGGUGGCUGUCGCUCACUACACCUUCACACCAUUUGAGAAAUUCGGGGAUCCGGCAGUCAAGCCAAACAUCCCGCGAAUAGUCCCCAUUUUCUUCUCAGGGCUACUCGCCAUGACCACAGAUAUAUACGUCCUUGUACUACCCAUACCAUCGGUAUUAAGAUUGAAGGUACCUCCACUGCAGAAGUUGAAAGCUCUAGCCAUCAUUGUUCUAGGAGCUAGUGCAUGCACCGCAAGCAUCAUACGUGUCGUUCAUACCGCGAAAAUGAAAGAUCCUAACGUAUUAUGGAAUGUAAAAUUCGUUGGAGGCGUGGGAUAUUGGGCUAGCGCGGUCGAAUGUGACCAUGCCCUCCUUUGCUCGUGUCUCCUCGUCCUCCCUGUCUUUAUACAGCACCACUGGCCCAAAAUGAGAUCACUUUUAGGUAGGCUCCGGGGCAAAAAAGGUGACUCCAGCGUAGAGGGUUCUCCCUUACCGCGCACGCGCUCCUGGCCGGCCCAGGAUCAGUGGAAUGUUAAUAAACUGGUCGACAUCUAUAUCUUUGAGGAGAUUAGACACUUGGAAAAUCUGCCAAAGACGCAUAUUGCGAUACAUCCUAACCGCCAGUUGUCUUCGGCUGAUAUAGAGCAGGGAGAGCAAUGUGAAUAUCGAUAG